Messenger RNA from Theobroma umbraticum, 1992 nucleotides. Its product is annotated as putative pentatricopeptide repeat-containing protein At5g37570. Gene Ontology annotation, biological process: RNA modification. NCBI's taxonomy places the organism in Eukaryota, Viridiplantae, Streptophyta, Magnoliopsida, Malvales, Malvaceae. The record is from RefSeq and is a predicted model, not a curated record. Gene Ontology annotation, molecular function: RNA binding; protein binding.
AUGAAACUCAGCCAUUCAAACUGAAAAACAGAGCCAACGGUCAAAUAGCAAGGACAACAUAGACCACCCCAAGAAGCAAUAUACUUAAGAAAGUCUCGAUUGUAAGUAAUCAUCAUCAUACAAAAACCAUCAUCAAUAUCAAAUCCAUGAAAACCAUUUACUUUCCCUCCUAUUGGAAUCACCACAUACAUGUCACAACGCCCAUUCCCAACAAAAAGAAACACAUUUUCUACCAUUUCCCAUUACCUCCAAUUUAGUAAAACAAUUAGCCAACUCAAACAAACCCAUAGCUUCUUUCUCAAAACCCUACCUAAACCCCAGUACCACCCUUUUUUAACUCAGUUCCUCACCCAGCUGCUGCGGGCGUGUGGUGACAACCUCGGCUACGCACGCCAUGUGUUCGACCAAAUACCCAACUGCAAAAACCAGUUCCUUUGGACUUCCCUUAUACGUUCCCUUGUUUUUCAGGGUCAUUUUAUCCAAUCUAUCCUAUUAUACUCUAGAAUGCAGAGGAAAGGCAUAUUCCCGUCUGGGUUCACCUUCUCCUCUGUUCUCAAUGCUUGUGCUCGAGUCCCGGCAAUGUUCGAAGGCCAGCAAGUUCAUGCAAGUGUCGAAAAAUCAGGUUUCUUGAGGAACAAUGUAGUGCAAACAGCAUUGCUUGAUAUGUACGCAAAGUGUGGAUUCGUGUUAGACGCGCAAAGAUUAUUCAAUGCAAUGGAAGAGAAAGAUGUUGUUGCUUGGACAGCAAUGAUUUGUGGUUACGCUAAGGUGGGAUUGAUGCAUGAAGCGUGGUGCUUGUUUGAUGCCAUGGAGGAACGCAAUGUGGUUUCUUGGACAGCUAUGGUUGCUGGAUAUGCAAAUUAUGGUGACAUGGGAGCGGCUAAGGAGUUUUAUGACAGGAUGGUGGAGAAGAAUUCAGUUGCUUGGCUUGCGAUGAUCGCGGGCUAUGGGAAAUGUGGUAACGUGAGUGAGGCUAGAAGAGUGUUUGACGAGAUAGUAAAGCCGGAUGCUUCGUGUUGGGCAGCAAUGGUGGCUUGCUAUGCGCAGAAUGGAUAUGCAAAGGUAGCUAUUGAGAUGUACGUGGCAAUGAGAGAUCAAAGUGUCAGAAUAACUGACGUUGCGAUAGUAGGUGCUCUUUCUGCUUGUACCCAAUUAGGAGAUGUUAAAAUGGCGGAGGCAUUGGCUAAGAAUAUUGAAGAAGGAUGUUGCGAUAGGGCGCUCUUUGUAUCCAAUGCGUUGAUACACAUGCAUGCAAAAUUUGGAUGUAUGGAGCAGGCCUGGAGGGAAUUCAGUAGAAUGAAGGAGAGGGAUGUAGUAUCUUACAGCACCAUGAUCACAGCCCUUUCUGACCAUGGAGAGUUCCAGGAAGCUUUGGUUUUAUUCUCAAAGAUGCAAAAGGAAGGAAUUAAACCAAACCAGGUUACAUUCAUAGGUGUCCUUAAUGCCUGUAGUCAUGGUGGAUUGGUUGAGGACGGAUGCAAGCUCUUUGAGCUGAUGACGCAAAUUCUUAAAAUAGUGCCAUUGAGCGAACACUUUACUUGCAUGGUUGACCUCCUUGGAAGGGCCGGGCACCUUGAGAAAGCAUACAAUCUGAUCAUUGAAUAUGGAGGUGCCUCGGAUGCUGGAAUUUGGGGUGCUUUGCUUGGAGCUUGUAGGGUUUACGGUAAUGCUGCGCUGGGUGAGAUUGCAGCUAGUCAUCUCUUUGAAAUUGAGCCUGAAAAUGUUGGAAAUUAUGUGCUUUUGGCAAAUAUUUACGCUUCACUCAAUAAAUGGGAGGAUGCAGAGAGACUACGGAAGAUGAUUAGUGUAAAAGAAAAGAGGAAAUCUCCAGGUCGUAGCUGGGUAGCCAGUUGAGAAACAAAGAACAAAUAAAAUCUUGUGAAUUUAUUUUAUAUGGCUCUGGUUAAUAGUCACUCAUUACUCGAUCUGAAGCAAAAUGGCCCAUGUAACCCUAUUACACGUAACCCUUGUUUACUUCCAGUUUCCAUCAAA